GGAAAAUGAUCCGGAUUCUGGUAGUGUUGAUGUGCGUCCUGGGCUUGGGAGCUUUCCCAGGCCCGAAAAAUGGAGCUUGCGGACUUUGCGCCGAGCAGCCGAUGAUCAGUGAUGAUGGCACAGCAAUUGGAAUCAUCGAUAACACGAAAGAUUCUGAGGGUUGUCGUGUCGUGUCGCUGAUUUGUCACAACGAUAUUGACCCCACAUCGGCAUACCUGUACAUGAACCGGGCCCUCCUUGAAAAUCGGAACACCAUCUCCGCGGUGUGCAUGAAUAAUGGGUGGUUUUUGCGCGGAGCCGAUGAGUCGAUGGAGAUGAAACCAAUCAUCUCCAUAUUCUGCUCGUCCGUUAUGCUG
Molecule: messenger RNA, 356 nt
Organism: Mesorhabditis spiculigera
Lineage: Eukaryota; Metazoa; Nematoda; Chromadorea; Rhabditida; Rhabditidae
Source: the annotation of a GenBank genome assembly